AUGACAGCACCAUGGCAAGCCACCCGUCUCCUCCACGGAGUCCGCGCCAUAGUUGGCGGCCAAGGACCACCCUUAGUCCUGAUUCCAGGUUGGCCCCAAACAGCCGAAGCAUUCAGCGAUCUCUUCGAGCCCCUUUCAAAAAAUUACCAAUUCUUCGCGCUCGAUCCCCCAGGUCUGGGUGAAUCAACUCCUCCAAGCAACGGCUACGAUACCGCGAACGUGAGCAAGAUCAUGGCAGAAGCGAUCCACGAUACCGUGAAAGAACAACCAUACCAUCUAAUCGGACACGAUGUUGGAGGAUGGAUCUCAUACUCCUGGGCAGCUCAAUUCCAAUCAAGAAUCAAAUCUCUCAGUAUCCUCGAUGCAUCAGUCCCAGGAUUCCUACCCCCGUUUCAGUUCCCGUUAUCCAAUCAGACCAAUUUACGUCUUUGGCAAUUCUCCUUUAACGCGCUUCCUGAAUUACCUGAGAUUCUGACAACGGGCCGAGAGCGUGACCUGUUAUCUUGGUUCUUUAAUUUGAAGACUGUUCACAAGGAUGGGUUACGUGAGGAUCACUUUGAGCGCUAUAUUCAAGCUUAUUCAAGACCGGGUGCUAUGAGUCGGGGAUUCGAGUAUUAUCGAGCGUUUGAAACGAGUUCGAAGCAGAAUCUGGAAUUCGCGAAGACUCCGCUCCAUAUUCCUGUCUUGGCUUUAGGUGGAGCUAGUUCUGUUGGUUCGGGUAUGGUUGAUUUGGUUCGAAACUUCGCGACUAAUGUCUCUGGGGGCGCGAUUGAUGAUUGUGGACACUUUCUUCCUGAAGAGCAACCUUCUGCUGUUGCGCAGAAACUGCUGGGGUUUUUGGAGGCGAACUCGAAAGAGUGA
Penicillium malachiteum is the source of this 861-nucleotide messenger RNA. RefSeq names its product alpha/beta fold hydrolase. The transcript has a single exon. Lineage: Eukaryota; Fungi; Ascomycota; Eurotiomycetes; Eurotiales; Aspergillaceae. Bases 1 to 861 code for a protein of 286 amino acids. Gene Ontology annotation, molecular function: hydrolase activity. The record is from RefSeq and is a predicted model, not a curated record.